AUUUCCAGCUCAAGAUCAGUGUGCUUGUGCUGAUUUUCCGAUGAAGUACAUCCUGGUAACCGGUGGUGUCAUCUCAGGCAUUGGCAAAGGGAUCAUUGCAAGCAGCAUUGGCACCAUACUGAAAUCAUGUGGGCUACGUGUCACUGCAAUCAAAAUUGAUCCUUACAUAAACAUAGAUGCUGGAACCUUUUCUCCGUAUGAACAUGGUGAAGUUUUUGUAUUGAACGAUGGUGGAGAAGUUGACUUAGAUUUGGGAAAUUAUGAAAGAUUUUUGGACAUCAAUCUCUAUAAAGAUAACAACAUCACCACUGGAAAGAUAUAUCAGCAUGUCAUUAAUAAAGAAAGACAUGGUGAUUACCUGGGAAAAACCGUUCAAGUUGUUCCACACAUCACUGAUGCAGUUCAGGAAUGGGUAAUGAAUCAGGCAAAAGUUCCGGUGGAUGAUGACAGAAAAGAGCCACAAAUUUGUGUAAUUGAGCUGGGUGGAACCAUUGGAGACAUUGAAGGAAUGCCAUUUGUUGAAGCAUUUAGACAGUUUCAGUUCAAAGCAAAAAGAGAAAACUUCUGUAAUAUUCACGUUAGUCUAGUACCACAGCCUAAUGCCACUGGUGAACAGAAGACAAAACCAACACAGAACAGUGUUCGAGCACUGAGGGGUCUAGGCUUGUCUCCAGAUUUGAUUGUCUGCAGAAGUGCAAAACCUAUAGAAAUGGCAGUGAAGGAAAAGAUUUCCAUGUUUUGCCAUGUGGAGCCUGAGCAGGUGAUAUUUAUCCAUGAUGUUUCUUCCACUUAUCGAGUACCAAUCUUGUUGGAGGAGCAAGGCAUCACUAAGUAUUUUAAGCAGAGGUUAAAUUUACCUAUUGAUGACCAGCCAAGUGAUCUUCUGAUGAAAUGGAAGAAAAUGGCUGACAGAUACGAAAGGUUGCUGAAGGUGUGUUCCAUAGCUCUCGUUGGCAAGUACACAAAACUAAGUGAUUGCUAUGCAUCUGUCUUCAAGGCUCUGGAACACUCUGCGCUGGCAAUUAAUCACAAACUGGAUUUAAUG
Messenger RNA from Pterocles gutturalis (yellow-throated sandgrouse), 1045 nucleotides. Its product is annotated as CTP synthase 2. The annotation marks the transcript as partial. Lineage: Eukaryota; Metazoa; Chordata; Aves; Pterocliformes; Pteroclidae. Gene Ontology annotation, biological process: pyrimidine nucleobase biosynthetic process; CTP biosynthetic process. The transcript has 8 exons. Gene Ontology annotation, molecular function: identical protein binding; CTP synthase activity. The record is from RefSeq and is a predicted model, not a curated record. Gene Ontology annotation, cellular component: cytoophidium; cytoplasm.